Messenger RNA from Leptosia nina, 2199 nucleotides. The record is from the annotation of a GenBank genome assembly. Lineage: Eukaryota; Metazoa; Arthropoda; Insecta; Lepidoptera; Pieridae.
AUGGAGCCUAAUGUAAAUCAAAAAGUUGCCUGUGUGGUUAAUUAUGCAUAUGAUGCAUCUGAACCAGAUGAGCUGACUAUUAGGCCUGGUGACAUAUUGAAGGAUAUAGAAAGGCUACCAGGUGGUUGGUGGAGAGGCGAGCUCCGCGGUAGAAAGGGAAUGUUUCCAGAUAAUUUUGUGACUGUGCUACAAGAAAAUGCUACAAAUAGGAAUAGUGUGGUGCAGGGACGUUGUCGUGCUGUAUUUAGCUACCAGCCUGCUAAUCCUGACGAGCUUUCAUUGUGUGUUGGAGACGUACUGGACGUGCUUGGAGAGGUUGAAGAGGGCUGGUGGCAAGGUCGUCGCAGCGGUAGGGUAGGAGUGUUUCCAUCAAAUUUUGUAGUGAUGUUAGAACCCCCCGCGCAUUUGGCCCAUCCGGCGCCACCCGUUGAACCGGCGCCCGCAUUACCACCUAAACCUGUGAAGGAACAAUGCCGUGUGCUGUUCCCAUACACGGCCGUGAACGAGGAUGAGCUGACGCUUGGCGAGGGCGACAUAGUGACCAUUGUGUCUAAGGACGCACCAGACCGCGGCUGGUGGCGGGGCGAAGUCAAUGGGCGAGUUGGACUCUUCCCGGAUAAUUUCGUUCAGUUACUGCCAACAGUAGCACAAGAUGUGGAGGAGAAAAAGCCAGAACGACCGCCGACGAAAGCAGCCAACACUAUCUACCCCGUACUGAAUAAAUACUCUGAAAAGACGUCGUCAAUUAAAGAACUCACCACUACUAAAGUUAGUAUGCACAAAGAAAACACAACUAACAAGGAAAGUAGUACGCAAAGUACAGUCACCCACACCAUUAAGAGCGAGUCCGAAAAACUGAUACACAAUGAAAAUGUCAACGAUUGUACUGUGGAUGGACAGGUAAAAAAACCUCCAGUGCCUGUUAAGAAGAGUCCAACGCCAACGUCGGCGGUGAGUGGACUCUUCAGCGGCCUAAAAAACAAAAUGCUCUCAUCGUCAGACAAGUCUGAGAAGACCUCUACGUCGAUUUCGAAUAGUAGCAACAGUAGCGUGGAGGGAGACAAGACAGAUGGCGUAGCUUCGAGUAAAGCUGCUACCAACACUAACACUUUCGAUCACGUUGAACGGAACUCCAUUCUCAAUGACCCCAGAGCUAGCAGAGUGAAAGCACCACGACGUCGGCCGCCCAGCCAAGUAAUCCGAGACGACUCACCUGUCUCACUUGGUCUAACAAACGGACAUGAAGUGCCAACAGAUAAAAGUGUACCCGCCGAGAAACCCUCAGAAAAGCCCUCAACAGAUAAAGCUCCAGAAAUUAAGCCGAAAGCUCGUGAAUGGGAGAAACAUAGAGCUCCCUGGAUGGAGGAGUUAAAACUGAACCAGGCUAAGAAAGGAGGUCUGGGUGAUAGGAAACAACACACAAGCACUGAUAGAAUCGUCGACUGUGGCGUAGAAGAAAAGAGAUCCACACAUUCCAUGGAAAUGUCUAAGAGCACAUCGUCUAUAAGUAGUCGAAUAUCUGUUAUGGAGAGUUUCGAGUCUAACUUUGAAAAGUCACGUAAUUCCCUGGACAAGAAGGAGAGUCCUCCAGAAUUGCCCACAAGCAAACCCCCACCACUAAAUUCACCCACCGCUGCUGGUCGAACAUUAACCACAAUGCUCGACGAAAUCAGAAAGCCGCUAGCUCCUUCACCGCCCCUCGCGUCGGUGCGACUGGAUCUAGACAAAUCGUCCGACAGAUCUCUCGACUCGUCUAGCAAAUCGCUAGACACAUCCGGUAGAUCGCUGGAUAGAUCGGACCGAUCCGAUAAACCUGAGGUUCGAGAAAAGAUAGAUAUAAAAACUGAAAGAUUGGAGACCAUUAGCAGGUUUUCCAGCGUUUUCAAUGAAGUUGAAGAGAAGGGUGUAGCUUUCAGCUCAAGUACAGUGAACACUGGUAUCAGCCCGAAUGGGGGUAGUUCAAAUGAGAAAACAAGUACAAUAGAGAGGCGACAUUUUAAGUCAGAGGAGGGAAGCGAAGCGCUAAUUGCGCAGUUAAGUGACAGGAUAUCGAACCUAGAGAAGCUUAUAGAAGUACAAAACGCCAAAUUCACGACAGCCAUCGAGGAACUAUCGAACAAAUUGAAGUUUGAAACCGAUAAGAGACAAGCGCUCCAAAGCGACAUGGAGAAAUUAGCACAAUGCGUCACGCAGGUCUAG